UUGUUGUAAAUGCAUCGAGGAGAGGGCGUGGCGAAACAGCCAACCGCGGGAGUGAAAGCAGAGUAAUACCACUAUGAAACAGUCUCCCCUGUUAUCAACAUUUGGACCAUAGCUCGGUGAUAACGUGUUGGAUAAGCAUCGUUUUCCACGGAAUAAAAUAAGACUAUAUGGUUUGAAUGGGCUGACUUUUUUGAGAAUCGCAGCGGGAAACGUGGAAUGUCACAAACUGCAAGUGGACUUUCUUCCACAGCCAACGCAAGGACAAGCCGCUUGUUGGACACAUUCUGAUGUCAACAAGCCAUCGACAGUGCCUCAACUACAGACAGAUUUACAGUAAUCGCGAAUCAUCAGAUACAUCAAACUGCACCUGGUAUGGCCCGCCCCCAGAUGGAGAGUGGAGUGGACCACCAUGGCCGGGGCAGACAACACACCUGCAGCAUGCAAGUCCAGCGGCCAGACGCCUGGCCUGGUGGCAGCAACAACCCUCUCCAGGCUGCAUACCACCAGUCCUGCCAACUGCUCCCCAACAUGGACACCCAGCCCAGCCAGGGCUCUCCACCCCCCAACCCCAGAGAGAAGCCUCCCCACCCCCCAGUGCCCAUCCACUGGACACCCUCAGAAGAGCAAGCACAGACCCAGACAGAGAGCUCCAGGACACCACAGCCAGGGAUCCCCUCCCUGACCUGCUGCCCCAGAGAGAUCGCUCUCCCCAGGCUUCUCCCCAGCACAGAGCCCCUGGAGUAGCGGACCCGCGGUUGGACGACGAGGUGGUGGAAUUAGUGGCCAACCAGCUCAAGAGAAUCGGCGACGAUUUGAAUGCUACGAUCGUCCAGAGAAUGGGUGGCAUCCCCCAACGGCAGGGCUGGAGAGGCCUGUGUCUAGGAGUCCUCCGUUUCCUCUCGGAUACCCUCAGCAGUCUGCACCGACUGAGAUAAACUGACUCUGGAUCGGGAUUGGAUGCGCCGGAGCUCCCUACUGGACGAAUCACAGACUGCUUCAGAAUGGACUGAGUCCGCUGGAACGGACGGACCCCUUUUCUUUUGUCUCUUUUGUACAUCUUGUGUGUGUGUGUGUGUAUAUAUAUAUAUAUAUAUAUAUAUAUAUAUAUGUUUUUUUCAAUCUCUCGUUGGGACAGCUAUUGAUGUAGCAUUCUGACCCAGGUGGGUCUCCCAGACCGUGUGGUCUUGUGUGUGUGUUCCUAUCCUUCCUUGUAAACUGUGAAGCACAGUGCUGGGUGUCGUGGUGACGCGAAGGCUUUACUUGGUGAAGAGGCUAUGGCUCCUGUAUGUGUGUGUACAACUUCUUCCAACUGAGGCUAUGCUAGAAUGAGCAAUUCAACUGGCCUUGACAGUGUGGCUUGAUGCGGCUACUGAGGGGCCCGUGUAGAAUCCCCUGUAAGUCACACUAUGGCCUGAAUAAUAUAGCGAUAUAGUAUAUGGGAUCUGCUGUAGAGACACACUUGCGCUAUACAAUCAUUACUGUCUAGAACUAGGAUUUCCUCACUCCAAGAGCUCGGCCUAUAGUUUCCGACAAGACCAACUUGACUUGGUAAAAAAUGCCAGGGUUCUUCAGUUGUCCCCAUAGGAGUACCAUUUUUGGUUCAAGGUUGAACCCUUUUUGGUUCCAAGUAGAACCCUUUCCACGGAGGGUUCUACCUGGAACCAAGAAGGGUUCUUCAAAAGGUUCUCCUACGGGGACAGCCGAAGUACCCUAUCGCACUUUGUUUUUUAAAAGUGUAGUGGUGUAUAUAAAUUGAUAUGUUUGCUACUCUUCCCUUCGAACCUGAAUACAUUUCAUUGACUUUUCCAUCACUCCCUCCAGAAUGGCCUACUCUAUCACCGGGACAAUCAGCGGUUGGUGUGUGGGACCCUGGAUAGAGCAGUAGUUGACACACACACAUUCCUUACGCACACACACACACACACACUGGAACGGAACACUGUAUGCGUCAGUUACCAGACCAUCACCUCUAUUGGAGGCGCUGAGUUGAGCAGUAGCACUGUCGGACAAUCCCAUUAUUAUUACCAGUGUUAAAUUGUUUGUAUAUAUUUGUUUUGGGAGAUGAUGGCAUGGUUUGGAGGUUGAUAGUAGGAGCCAGUAACAAGCCAUCAUGGUUAUUUCGCUGUCUGAAGAACUGUUAUUAUUGGAUGAGAGUCAAUGAGCUUUAAAAGUACUUCAAUUGUAAGUUCUCUGUUUGUGUUUGAAAUCUGCCAUGUGUGCAGUUGUUUUUGUCUUUGGACCGACAGUUGGAAGCAGUUAGUGUAUUUAAAUCCAGUGGAUUUGAGAUGGCAUUUCUCGUUAAAACAUGAUUUGGAUCUGUAUCUUUUCAUGAUUACUAAAGGUGAUCAAAUGAUGAUCAAAUUUCCCUUAAUUGUAUGAUACAUGUAUUGAAGUUUGGGAGAAGAAACUGAAGACCUUAAUUUCUGGUGACGGUAGCCACGUUUUGUAGCAUUUUGUUUUGUUUUGAAAAAAUGUGUGAUGAAAUUAAGUUAUUUUUACUUUUCAUUCCUAAUAAAAGAUGAUUUCAAAAUGUAUUUAAAAGCCAAGAACCAAUAAAAUGAGCAUUGAAAAAGCUGACAGAUAAAUAUCUGACAAUAGACUGAACUAACUGGACCCAAGUCAGUUCAUCCCCAGUUACACGAAGGGUGAACUGUCAACUGUGUUAGAGCAUUGAUAUCUGUCUUUGCCAAGGCAUUCCAUUUAAAAGUGGCGUAGUAUGACUUUUUCCAUAACCAGUUUGUACAUCAAGUUUUAUUUCAAAGUGUCCAGGAAAGCAGGCCUUAAGAAACACAUACCAUUUCUGUAAACCAACUUACUAUCAUUCCAAAGCAUUACAACGAGGAACAAAGUUGGUCUAAAUGUCUAGAAAGAGGUCACAACAACAAGCAAUAUAGUGAUGGAAAUCGGUUGAGAACGUUUGCAUGUCAGUGGGAGAAACUGAGCCUUCACUGUAGCCAGCAGUUUAACCUUGAACCCAAGAGGUUAACACAGUCCCAACUUGCCAUGUAAACCUGAAACAGACGUUCUGAUGGAUACAACUGUGAUCAUCCUAUUUUCUGUGUGUUGCCAUACUGUGUCACUUAUGGCCUUAACAUUACUGCAGUCUGCUUUGUUUUCAGUUCAGGGCUUCUUUUUUUAAAGAGCCCCUUUUUGCAGUGUAAUUACACUUGUACGCAAAGAACCUGUGAGAAUACCCAACCACUUUUUUUCUGUGGGUGACUGGGCGUCCCCAUAGCGUUCUGAGCAUGUGUAGUUCAUUUCCUGACUGGCUCAUGACAUCCUGUGGUGUGUGCUGUGUCGUGGUCCACUUCCUGUGGCGACUAUGUGACUUCUUGUGGUUCCGUUCUCCAAUGCAUUCCCUCACAGAGGGACAGCGCUACUGAAGGUACUGUAAAGUAGCUCCGCAUUUUUUUGUAAUCUCAAUCUGUUUCAUGCAGUGAAAAUGUGCUAUUUUUGACUCUUUUUUUGUAUUAUGAACUUUCUACAUGAAUUUUUUGUACAGAUUCUUUCCUUUUUUACAAUAAAGAUUUGAAAUCUA
This is a messenger RNA of Oncorhynchus nerka (sockeye salmon), 3538 nucleotides long. RefSeq lists its product as uncharacterized. Lineage: Eukaryota; Metazoa; Chordata; Actinopteri; Salmoniformes; Salmonidae. The transcript has 4 exons. The record is from RefSeq and is a predicted model, not a curated record. Bases 288 to 935 code for a protein of 215 amino acids.